UAUAUAAGAAAACAAAAAAUAUAUCAAAUGUUCCUAAAGAAAUUUUUAACUUAACCUUUAAAGCAGAUUCAUUCAACUAAAACAUAGAGUUUCAGUAGCGGUUUCUCCGGUCCAUAUAAUCCAAACAGAUAUAAAGAUUAUUACGUGCCAAGAACAUUACCAAAAAAUGAAGAAAUAGUCGAAUAUGUUCAUAGUGUACAUUCUGUUCCCAAUUCUCCUGUCAGAAACGUUCGUCAUAUUAAUCCAGUAAGAGAAUCAGGUCCAUUACCCACAUAUGACGGUCCAUAUACAAUGGAAGACAUAAGAUCAAUGUAUUACAAUACCACAGUAGGUUAUGAUUAUUGUUAUUGUCAAAUGGACCCUGAAGAAAUAAUGAGAAGAGUUCCUGGAAUAACAAGAAAGGAGGCUGAAUGGAUAACAAAAUUAGGUUUAUCCCCUUAAGAAUAAGUAGAUUUUGCUUAUAUAGCAUAUAAUAUUGGACUUGAUAUAUUUUAUUUGACAAAUCAAGUUUUUGUUGCAAGAUAAGUAGUCACUAAUUCUAAAGGUGAAAAAGUGGAAGUAUUAUGGAAUUCUUAAGCUUAUGAAGAUAUUGCAAUGCUUAAUGUAGGUUUUGCACCUGUACUAGAAAGUGUGGAUUAUCAUUGGGAAAUUUUCCUUUGGGCAGAUCCACCAAUUAAACCUAUUAAUGAUUUUGAUUUAAAUGUGCCUAAUACUUGGUUUGAAUAUGAAUAGGAAUGGUGGUAAGAGGCUAAUAUUAUUCAAGACUAAAUGAGUAUUCCGGAAGAUAUGAGACCUUACCCAAGUCCUAGAAAUCCUCAUUGUAGAAAAGAGUUAUGGAAAAGUUAAGAUAGUUUAUAAGAAGAAAAUUUAUUAAAAGAUGAAAACUGGUAUCCUGAAAAUACUAAAUUUAAUAUUUAUUAAUAGAAAGAUUUCAUUAAAUAAAAAGAUUCUAAUUAGAUAACUGAUGAUAUUAGGAUUUGAUAAUAUUUUUUUUUUAUCAUAUAAAUAAUAAAAACAAAAAAAUCAAAAAUAUUAGUAUAAUUUUUAUUUUUUAAAUAUUCAUAAAAUAUAAAAAGUUUUAAAUAU
Ichthyophthirius multifiliis is the source of this 1086-nucleotide messenger RNA. RefSeq lists its product as hypothetical. The transcript has 3 exons. Lineage: Eukaryota; Ciliophora; Oligohymenophorea; Hymenostomatida. The record is from RefSeq and is a predicted model, not a curated record.